AAACACCAACUGUUAUUUAGCGUAAAUUGUAGCAACAACUUCAAACGUCAAACAUCGAAAAGAGAGUGCCGUCUCUCAUAUUUUGUUUGUGUUAAUUAUAUUUGAUUCAGAGUGGCUAGAAAGUUAUUUAGUUCAAAAUGACGAGUAAUUCGUCUUAUAAUAAUGACAAAGUGGUCCAAGGCGAAGUGGAGUAUCCUGCCACCGAUCCGGCGUCUGGGGCGUUCUUCCAAGCGGAUUACAAAAAGAAUGAUGAUCUUAAAAUGAUGCUUGAUGGCUCCAAGGAUUCCUUAAAGCUAGAAGCGAUGAAGAGGAUCAUUGGAUUGAUUGCUAAAGGCAGGGAUGCUUCAGACCUCUUCCCAGCAGUGGUGAAGAAUGUGGUGUCAAAGAAUAUAGAAGUGAAGAAACUAGUGUAUGUGUACCUGGUCCGGUAUGCUGAGGAGCAGCAGGAUCUGGCGCUUUUAUCCAUCAGCACCUUCCAACGGGCUCUCAAGGACCCAAACCAGCUGAUCCGCGCUGGGGCCCUACGGGUCCUGUCCUCCAUCCGCGUGCCCAUGAUAGUUCCCAUCGUCAUGCUGGCCAUCCGAGACUCCGCCUCCGACAUGAGUCCCUACGUGAGGAAGACCGCUGCGCACGCCAUACCCAAACUAUACAGCCUAGACCCCGAGCAGAAAGAAGAGCUAGUGUCUAUAAUAGACAAGUUGCUAUCGGACAAGGCGCCUCUAGUGGUCGGUUCGGCAGCUAUGGCGUUCACAGAAGUCUGUCCCGAACGAAUGAGCCUCAUACACCGCAGUUAUAGAAAAAUCUGUUCCCUGCUAGCGGACGUGGACGAGUGGGGUCAGCUGACCCUGCUCAACGUCCUGACGGUGUACGCGAAGACUUUCUUCCCAGACCCGAACGAUGAGCAAUACUCGACGGACAGCGAUGAGCCAUUCUACGAGUCAGACAGUGAAACCGAUGGAGUACCCAAGAAGCGACCGCAGCGGGCCGCGCCUUUAGAUCCUGACCACAGAUUGCUGCUACGCGCCGCUAAGCCGUUGCUGCAGAGCAGAAACUCGGGCGUGGUUAUGGCGGUGGCUCAACUGUUCUACCACGCCGGACCAGCGCAAGAGUUAGCACCCGUGGCGAAAGCGAUGAUACGCCUCCUACGCGCGCCCGUGGAAGUGCAGAGCGUCGUACUCAACUCCAUAGCGUCGCUCACUGUUAACAAACGGACUCUAUUCGAGCCGUUCCUGAAAUCCUUCUUCGUUCGCAACUCGGACCCCACACACCUGAAACUGCUCAAGUUGGAGAUCCUCACCAACCUCGCUACAGAGACCAGCGCGGCUGUGGUACUCAGGGAGUUCCAGACAUACGUCACCUGCUCUGAUAAGGUGUUUGCUGGAGCAACUAUCCAGGCUAUCGGCAGAUUGGCUGUGGCCAUUCAAGGCGAGGCUGAGACGUGUCUCAAUGGCCUACUGAAGUUGCUUAGCAGUAAAGAUGAGUGGGUGGUGUGCGAGGCCGUGGUGGUGGUGAAGCGCGUGGUGGGCGGCGGCGCCACGUCGGCGCGCGCCGCCGUGGCCCGCGCCGCCACGCUGCUGCGCUCCGACAGAUUGGCACCAAACGCACGAGCGGCAGCCGUGUGGUUGGUGGCAGAGCACGGCGCUGAACAUCCUCGAGCGGCCGCCAUCUUGGCCCACAUGGCUGGCAACUUCGCUGACCAGGAUGAACUAGUGAAACUCCAGCUACUAUCAUUGGCUGUCAAACUGUCAAUAACCCAACCCGACACGUUACCAGUGUGUCGCUACGUGAUGACGCUCGCACACUACGAUGCGAGUUACGAUGUACGCGACCGAGCAAGGAUGCUGCGGCGUUUCAUAUUACAGGACAACGAGUUGUCUAAACACAAGGCAGAGAUAUUCCACGUCCACAAACCGAAGCCGCCGAGUCAGAGCAAUUUCAAAGACCGUGAGCAGUUCAUCUUUGGGUCCCUGUCCCAAUACAUCGGGAGUACGGCGGCGGGGUACCGCCCCCUGCCCACGCCACCAGAAACAGCACAAGGCGCGCGACUACGCGCAGAACCGGCGCAAGAGAUCGAAGCACCGGCUAGUAAACAUGUUAGUAUACUGUCACAGAAAGACAAGACGUUCUACUCGGAGCCAGAAAGCAGCGGGUCCGGGUCCUCAUCAUCAGAAGAGUCCAGCUCCGAAGAGUCUUCAGAUGAAGAGGAUAGCAACGAUGCGGAUAAGAAAGUGGAGAAAGCAAAAGAGGCUAACAACUACAACAGCAACUCCGGAACUUCGGAGAGCGAUUCGGACAGUGAUUCAUCCAGUUCCGACGAGGAGAGCGCUUCAGACAGCUCGGCGGAGACCACCGAUCAUUCCACAGAGGCCAAGGAGAAGGUGCCAGAAAAACCAGAAUCCAAGUCGAAACCGGAACCUAAAUCCAACGAGAAGUCAAAUUUGGAAUUGUUACUGGAGUUAGACGAAGUUGCCAGUUCUCUACCUACUAUGACGCCGACGUGUGGGGGUUUCCUGUCGCCGCCCAGCGUUGGGCCUGGGGCUAUUGGCGAUGACGCUAUCACCCCCGUCUCGCCCGCUUUCACCCCCACCACGGCUACCGAAGUGAUCUCCCGCGUGACGUCACGCGGCCUGGCAGCCACCCGCCGCUGGCCGCGCGCGCCGCACCUCUACUCCGCCGCCAUGUGCGCCGUAGAGAUCACCUUCACCAACUGCACGCAGGAGGAUAUCGGGAAUAUUAGGAUUAAUAAAAAGACGCUAACAGGGUCCCGUUCCAUCCACGACUUCGCGAGCAUAGCAGGCCUCGCGCCCGGCGCGUCCGCCAGCACCACUCUUGGAGUAGACUUCCAAGAUUCCAUACAGCCUGUGGAAUUCACUGUUAUCUCUUCUUUGGGCGAAGUGUCAGUGUCAAUAACGCCACCUGUCGGCGAACUUAUGCGAGCGGUCACCAUGUCAGAAGCGCGUUGGGACACAGAACAGAAAAGACUUCGUGGCAUGACCGAGUGCGAUAAAAAAGCGGCGAAGCUGGAAGAUGAAGCGGCGAUCUGCAAACGUGUUUUCGAAACGGCGAAUGUGGCCGCCAUAACGGCAGAAGGGGAAUUCCUGAGAUUUGCUGGGCGUAUGAUGUCAUCUCAAGACCUGGUGUUGCUCUCCGUGAGGAUCGACUCGGAUUCGACCAGGGUUACUGCGAACUGUCCCAACAUGGCCAUCGCUUCGCUAUUAGCCAACCAGGUGGCACAGGCUUUCAAUACGUAAAUUAAUAAAAUGUUAUUUCAAAUAUAUUAACCUUUUGGACGCCAAUGACCGAUAUAUCCGCAUCACACUUCGGUGACACGUCGUCCGAGUGACAGCUUUUAUUUUUGACACGGCGUCGAAAAGGUUAAGAACGGGUCACUCAUCCGUUCGUCACCGUCAACGCAAGCUCCUGAUGACACUCCUCCGUACGGAGUGAAACAUGUCGAGCUUUUUUCGACUUAAAUUACGUGAGUUACCCGUUCUUAAUAUAUUUAAUAUGUCUGUGUCUCACGGAAGUUUUGUUAUUAAAAUUAGUUCAAAUUUUAAUUAAUCCAUGAGUCAGUAAUUGAGUUUUUUUUGUAAAAAAACAAACAAAAAUUGGUUUGAUGCCGGCUUUUAUCGCCGUCUGUAUAAUUUUUUCAACAGUCUAAUAUUUAUCGAGACAGUUGUAACGACCUCAAACCCAAACAGCAAGAUGUCGUUUGGUUUUUUUUUUGUACUCCUACGAUGUAGAAUACAUUCAAUUAUACCAUACCCCACUUACUGCAGUUAAAUGCUAUUUUUAUUUUAUUUACUGCAGUUAAUACAUUAAUAUUAUAAAUGCAAAUAUAACCAUAC
Cydia splendana is the source of this 3848-nucleotide messenger RNA. It is a transcript of the gene rb, whose product is annotated as AP-3 complex subunit beta-2. Bases 138 to 3251 code for a protein of 1037 amino acids. The record is from RefSeq and is a predicted model, not a curated record. Gene Ontology annotation, cellular component: membrane coat; AP-3 adaptor complex. Gene Ontology annotation, biological process: intracellular protein transport; vesicle-mediated transport. NCBI's taxonomy places the organism in Eukaryota, Metazoa, Arthropoda, Insecta, Lepidoptera, Tortricidae. The transcript is spliced from 25 exons.